Oncorhynchus masou masou (cherry salmon) is the source of this 4669-nucleotide messenger RNA. RefSeq lists its product as uncharacterized. The transcript has 5 exons. The record is from RefSeq and is a predicted model, not a curated record. NCBI's taxonomy places the organism in Eukaryota, Metazoa, Chordata, Actinopteri, Salmoniformes, Salmonidae. The coding region runs from base 168 to 764 and encodes 198 amino acids.
AGAAGAGGAAGCUAUUCUUUCGAUUUAAACAGCUCUUUGGAAAAAAAAAUAUAUAUAGGCUAUAACCUAACCUUAGCCGACCUCUCACAACUUCCCACUACCUUUUUACAAUUGUAUGAUUACCUGCUACUGUAGAGCAGGUCUUCAAGUCAUAACUUCUACUGAAGAUGCAUAAGAUAUAUCACUAUGCUGAUUUGGGUUGGGCAGUGUAUGUGAUGGCCAGUUUAGCCCUAUCCGAUAGUCUACUAAUAAUCCAAGCAGAAUGCAAUGAAGAUGUCUCUAUGAAGUGUGAAGCUGUCCAGGAUAAGAGCUAUCGAUCUGUUACAUGGUAUAAGCUGAACAACCAGACUGGUAUUAUCAGAAGAAGUAACGGUGAGAAGCCAUAUCCCUUUAGAUUUCCCCGACCUGCUAGGUUUGGACCAAUGGACAGUCUAGUUCUUCCCAGAGCCAGGCCUGAGGAUGCAGGGACAUACCAGUGUCUCAUCAGGGCCAACAUAGGACAGACUAACAGAGAUUCAAAGGUCACCCUCAAUGUAUCUACAGAUUGUGUGAUCCAUACUACAGUGGCAGUGACAGCAUGGCAGAACGUGACUUACACUACCCCAAUGUGUCUCAUACAAUUGGUUGAGGUCUCUGUCAUAUGGACUUUAUGUGGAUUCUUGAUUCUGGGCCUUGUCAAAAUCGCUCUGUGUCUCAUCUCUAUGGGGGUUGUUCGAAAUAUCAAGAGGAGUCAUAGCAGGAGAAAAAAACAACAACAGUGGUAAAGAAAAUCUUGGUCUCAAAGCCACGUUAGGAGCGCAGCGAUCUCAAGAACUGCUGGAUGUUAGGUCUCUGGAAACAUUUGUUAAGCUGCGUUAACACAUGCAGACCAAUUCUGAUUUGUUUCCCCGAUCACAUCAGAUCUUUUCACAUCAGAUAUUUUUCAGCACUGAUUGAAUUGGUCAAAAAUAUCAGAAUUGGGCUACCUGUGUAAACACAGCCCUAGAGAGUUCACUAUGUCACCUGGAUAAAAGUUUACAUUUGUGACAGAUGCAAUCACUUUAAAGUAAAGCCAAACAAUGUAAUGAAAGGUGUAAAUAUCUGCUUCAAAUAUAUUUCUGCUUUGUUUUGCUAAAAUCUUGCAGUAAUUCACUGAGCAGCUUUCCAGCAAAUGCAGUUCUGUAUACUUAUUGUAGACCCUACUUAUCACAGACUACCGUAUCGAUUUUAUUCUGCCAAUACUGGAGUUGAUGAGUGAAGAUGCAUUGUUUUGAUUUUCCUUCCAACGACUUUGUGAAAACUUUGAUGCUGAUGAGGUAUGAUUCAUGUCCAGAAUAGCCAGUAGCCCCUGCUGAUUGUGCCUUAUUGAGUAAACUCAACGCUGUUCAAACAGCAGGAUGCUGUGAGGACAACUUAGGGCAGGGGUUCUCAAACUUUUUGGCCCACAACCUAAUUUUGAUAUCUGAAAAUUCUUGCAACCCCCAAUCAUGUGAAAAAUUAUGUAAAAUGAUGUAAUUAACAGCCAAUGUUUACUUUUUUACUUGGGGCUAAUGGCAGUCAAUUGAAUAACAUUCUAACAGUAUUUCUGAUUGUCUUCUCAACUCACCAUCACAUACUUUUAAUGUGGGGCUAAUGACAGUCAAUUGCAAGUUAGUCUGACAUAACGUAUCUUAUCUCACCACCACUAAUGAGAUGGAUGUGUUUGAUGCAUGUCGAGUCGGAGCUACUCAAAGUCAGGGGACGUGGUCAACAGCGCACACCGCAUCUCUGCUGUCACAUCCAACCUGGAUCAAUAUUUGGUUUUAAUGCAGACGAGAGCACUGAAACCAGCUUCACACACAUAUUAGGUGGCGAAGAGUAGCCUACCAUGAGUUUUAUGGUGUUUUCAAGACAACUGGGAACUCAGAAAAGUACGAGGUCAAAUCAUGACGUCAGUGAUUGUUAGGUCCGAAAGUUGGAGCUCUAGAAAAUUGGAAUUGCCAGUUGGAGCACUUUUCUUUCCAUGUUCCUAGUUGUCUUCAACGCACUGAAGUCGGACAUUUCCGAGUUCCCAGUUCAUAGUUCCCAGUUGUUUUGAACUCGACCAUUAAUGCUCAGAGGGAGACGGUAGGGUAUUCCCUUUGAGUCAGGAACCAAAACACCUCUGUAGUGAACUUGAAUGCAUUGUCUUCAGCAUUCGGUCACAUAACAGUUCAUCAGCGGUUCAAUUUCACUUACCAGCAUGUCAACUGAGCCAGGGUCACAGUCAAACGAAUUGGGAAGUACAGUAAGUCCCAAAGUGCUCUUCGAAGCGUUGGAGGUAAACAGUCAUCACUCGUGUGGGACACUUACUGAUGCUGUUUUCGGUUAUUUUCUUUUAAUUACACAGAAAGUCAACCAAGUCUGUAUUCUUUAGAUCCGUUGUGAAUGACAGUACCUCUCUUAAUAUGAAAAAUCUUUCCAAAAUGUGAAAUAGAACAUUGUCAUGCUCUGAUCCAAUAUCUUCAUGUAGUUUUCUGAACAGGUGUACAAGUACAAGGACCUGGUUUGAUGUAGUUUACAAUUAAAGUUACCUGCUGCAGUAAAUUCUGUGCUCAGCUCUUUUGCCGCCAGUUGCUCUCGGUAUAUCAUACAAUGGUCCAUAUGGCAGAGGGAGAUCCAUUCAUAACCAGAGUGCAGAGGCCUGCCUGCCGUCCCGCCGUAGAUGGAGCCCCAUCUUUGCAAAAGCCCACCAUUCAAUCCCAUAUGGAAUCUGUUUUCAUCAAUACUGCCAUGCAGCACACUGAAAUCCUCUAUGCCGUUUCAUGCUCUGGAAUCGUGAGAAAGAACAAUAUGUCCUUGUGAAUAGCAUCCCCCGAAAUGUAUAGGGAACAAAAGUCAAUGCGUGGGCAACUCGGCCCUCACAGCUAACAUCCAUUUGGAGAACAUAAGCCAGGGUGUUUGAGUCGUUCAGUCAGAGUUUCCUCUUGAUUGCUAGCAAUAGCAUACAGUGCCUUGCGAAAGUAUAGUUUUUGAUUUGUUAAAAAAGUUUGAAAUAUCCAAUAAAUGUCGUUCCACUUCAGAAUUGUGUCCCACUUGUUGUUGAUUCUUCACAAAAAAAUAUAAUUUUAUAUCUUUAUGUUUGAAGCCUGAAAUGUGGCAAAAGGUCGCAAAGUUCAAGGGGGCCGAAUACUUUCGCAAGGCACUGUAACUUCUUAAUUUAACAGUGUUAUCUUUGACAACAGUAUUGAUGUGUGUUUCUGUGCCUCUGCCUCUGCCUCCCCACACAUUGUUUUCACCAUAUCCAUUGCAGCCGGUAAAAUCAAAGUCUCUGCUAUAGUGUGUGGUUUCACAGCAUAGUGGGCCUAGCCAUUCACCGUUGGAAUGAUUCAAGUGUGGCCUUUCCCAUGGUCUAAGGGCACUCCCUGGCUCAAUUUCAUCGUUAGAAUUGAAUACUUUUCAUUUAGGUUUUUAAGGUUAAGCACAUUUCAAUGAUUUUGAGAUACAAAGAAGAUAUUACAAUAUACACUAUAUACACAAAAGUAUGUGGACACCCCUUCAAAUUAGUGGAUUUGGUUAUUUCAGCCACCCCGUUGCUGACAGGUGUAUAAAUUGAGCACACAGCCAUGCAAUUUCAUAGACAAAAAUUGGCAAUAGAAUGGCCUUACUGAAGAGCUCAGUGACAUUCAACGUGCCACCGGUAUAGGAUUUCACCUCUCCAACAAGUCAGUUCGUCUAAUUUCUGCCCUGCUAGAGCUGCCCCGGCCAACUGUAAGUGCUGUUACUGUGAGGUGGAAAGGUCUUGGAGCUACAAAAGCUCACCCAUGAAGUGGUAGGCCACACAAGCCCACAGAACGGGACCACUGAGUGCUGAAGCGCGUACUGCGUAAAAAUAUUCUGUCCUCGGUUGUAAUACUAACUACCUUGUUCCAAACUGCCUCUGGAAGCAAUGUCAGCGCAAGAACUGUUCUUCGGGAGCUUCAAGAACUGGGUUUCCAUGGCCAAGCAACCGCACACAAGCCUAAGAUCACCAUGCGCAGUGCAAAGCGUUGGCUGGAGUGGUGUAAAGCUCUCAUUGGACUCUGGAGCAGUAGAAAUGCAUUAUCUGGAGUUAUGAAUCACGCUUCACCAUCUGCCAGUCUUACAGACGAAUCUGGGAUUGGCGGAUGACAGGAGAACGCUACCUGCCCGAAUGUAUAGUGCCAACUGUAAAGUUUUGUGGAGGAGGAAUAAUAGUCUGGGGCUGUUUUCAUUGUUCUGGCUAGGCCCCUUAGUUCCAGUGAAGGGAAAUCUUAACGCUACAGCAUACAAUGAGAUUCUAGAUGAUUCUGUGCUUCCAAAUUUAUGGCAACAGUUUGGGGAAUGCCCAUUCCUGUUUCAGCAUGACAAUGCCCCUGUGCACAAAGUGAGGUCUAUACAGAAAUGGUUUGUUGAGAUCAGUGUGGAAGAACUUGACUGGCCUGCACAAAGCCAUGACCUCAACCCCAUUGAACACAUUUGGAAUGAAUUGGAACGCCGACUGCGUGUCAGGCCUAACCGCCAACAUCAGUGCCCAACCUCACUAAUGCUCUUGUGGCUGAAUGGAAGCAAGUCGCCACAGCAAUGUUCUGGUGGAAAGCCUUCCCAGAAGAGUGGAGGCUUUUAUAGCAGUAAAGGGGGGACAAACUCAAUAUUAAUACCCAUGAAUUUGAAAUUAGAUGUUUGACUAGCAGGUGUCCACAUACUUUUGGUC